AUGAUGCAGCUACUUGUACAAGUACAAGCAUUUCCAGACAAAUUGAAGACCUUUGUCAUUCAGCAGAUUCCCAGCAGUAACCUCUUCAUGGUUGUCGUGGACAACAAAUGUGAUUGUAGCUCCAUCUCUUCAGUUACCAUGGAGCCUAUUGAGAUCAUGUACAACGAGUCUCUGAAGUGUGAGCGCCUGAAGUUCCAGAAGGACAGGAAGAAACCAGACUCCUGCCACCCUUUCCAUCCUGAGGAGAAUGCAAGGGAGUGUGGAGGCGCCUCGUGUCUCUCUCCCCACCUCACAGCUGCUCUGCUCCCGCUACUGAUCCCCCUCAUCACCAGGUGACCUUCUUGGACCCACGCUGACCUGUGAAGGCCACCUAUCAGAGAACACCAUACAGAUGACUAAUAUCAGAUGCCACCUAUCAGAGAACCCCAUACAGAUGACUAAUAUCAGAUGCCGCCUAUCAGAGAACACCAUACAGAUGACUAAUAUCAGAUGCCACCAGUCAAAGCCAACCAUGUUAAUAACCUACAAUGGAAGCCGCUAAUCAGAGCACAUCACGCUUAACCAAGAGCAAACGGUGACCUCUAUGCAUAGAAAGCCUUGCGGAUUCGGAGGGAGAUUUCCAAUUAGAGCUCACUUUGCUGUGAACAUAUAGACGAAACUGCCAUCCAGAGAGCUCAUCGCUGUAGGGAAGGACAUCUACUAGAGAGAUCUUUCAAAAACCUCUUUGUUACUCACUGUGGGCCAUAGCUCUGCUGUUUGGUCAGACUGACUUUCCAAACUGGAAUACCAUUUAGACACCGAUUUGGACAGAAUAUGUAAGAAAAGUGUAUCAAAUGUUACAACCAGCACCAUUAAGGCUGAUAUGACAGUCUGUAGGAAUGACGUUUUGCCUUGAAUG
This is a messenger RNA of Clupea harengus (Atlantic herring), 898 nucleotides long. RefSeq names its product voltage-dependent calcium channel subunit alpha-2/delta-3-like. The record is from RefSeq and is a predicted model, not a curated record. Bases 1 to 336 code for a protein of 111 amino acids. The transcript is spliced from 4 exons. NCBI's taxonomy places the organism in Eukaryota, Metazoa, Chordata, Actinopteri, Clupeiformes, Clupeidae.